Messenger RNA from Xenopus laevis (African clawed frog), 2741 nucleotides. RefSeq names its product leucine rich repeat containing 58 L homeolog (gene lrrc58.L). The coding region runs from base 955 to 2007 and encodes 350 amino acids. Lineage: Eukaryota; Metazoa; Chordata; Amphibia; Anura; Pipidae. The transcript has 4 exons. The record is from RefSeq and is a predicted model, not a curated record.
GGGGAGGGGCCAGGGCAUUUGUAUCUGGAGCUGCUGCUGGGGGGAGUCUUUCACUGGGGCUUUAGGGGAGUUCUUCCCCCCCUCCCCUCACUUAUUGGUUUGUUCUGCCCCAGAGACUUCUGGGUCUUUCUGCCCCUCACUGGGCCCCUGGGACUUUGGUUGGUUCAGUUUGGGGCAGAAUUUGCCUUUGUACAAUUGGCCAAGAUCUGACACUGACUCACUACCGGGGUAAGUUCUAGCACUUCAUUGUACUGGGGCAAUUAGUCUCUGAUUAACCCUUCCCUGGGUACUGGGACAAUUAGUCUAUGUUUAACCCUUCCCUGGGUACUGGGACAAUUAGUCUGUUUAACCCUUCCCUGGGUACUGGGGCAAUUAGUCUGUGAUUAACCCUUCCCUGGGUACUGGGGCAAUUAGUCUGUUUAACCCUUCCCUGGGUACUGGGGCAAUUAGUCUGUUUAACCCUUCCCUGGGUACUGGGACAAUUAGUCUACAUUUAACCCUUCGUUGGGUACUGGGGCAAUUAGUCUAUGUUUAACCCUUCCCUGGGUACUGGCACAAUUAGUCUGUUUAACCCUUCCCUGGGUACUGGGGCAAUUAGUCUGUUUAACCCUUCCCUGGGUACUGGGGCAAUUAGUAUGUUUAACCCUUCCCUGGGUACUGGGACAAUUAGUCUAUGUUUAACCCUUCCCUGGGUACUGGGACAAUUAGUCUAUGUUUAACCCUUCCCUGGGUACUGGGGCAAUUAGUCUCUGAUUAACCCUUCCCUGGGUACUGGCACAAUUAGUCUGUUUAACCCUUCCCUGGGUACUGGGGCAAUUAGUCUAUGUUUAACCCUUCCCUGGGCACUGGGACAAUUGGUCUAUGUUUAACCCUUCCCUGGGUAUUGGGACAAUUAGCAUCAGUUCAACCUUCUCUUCAGCUGUCUCCAGAGUUGGGUAGUGGUUCCCAUCAGAGAUGGAGGGCCCAGAGGUAACUGAGGGGGACAAUGUUCUGAACUUGACCCACCUGGGUCUUGAGAACCUAAACUUGGAGCUGGUGAGUGAGAACAAGAGGAAAGACGUCCAACAAUUACUUCUGCCCCACAACCGCCUGGUCUUCUUACCCCCCCUGGUGGCCUCCUUGUCCCACCUGCACCUGUUGGACAUCAGCAACAACAACUUGGUCUACAUUGGGGACGAGAUCCUGGGACUGACCAAGCUGAAGACCCUGCUGGCCAAAAACAACCGCCUGGAUGAGUUCUCCUUCCCCAAAGAGAUGGGGAGAAUGAGGCUGGAGGUGCUCAACCUGAGUGGGAACCGCUGUGAGGAGAUACCUGAGCAGUUUCUGCAGAUCCCCACCUUAAAGAGCCUGUCGCUGGGGGGGAACCGGCUGAAGAGCAUCCCGGCUGAGAUAGAGAACCUGAUCAGCCUGGAAUUCCUGUACCUGGGGGGAAACUUCAUCAGCUCCAUCCCCCCGGAACUGGCCAACCUGCCGUAUCUCAGCUACUUGGUUCUGUGCGACAACCGGAUCCAGAGUGUCCCCCCUCAGCUGGCCCAGGUUCACUCCAUGCGCUCCCUCAGUUUGCACAACAACCUCCUGACUUACCUGCCCCGUGAGAUUCUCAGCCUGGUGCACCUGCAGGAGCUCAGCUUGCGGGGGAACCCCCUGGUGGUGCGCUUUGUACGAGACCUCACCUACACCCCUCCCACAUUAUUGGAACUGGCCGCACGCACCAUCAUGAGCCGCGGCAUUCCUUACUGCCCCCGGGAACUGCCCGAAAACUUGCUCAGGUACCUGGACCUGGCCAGCAAGUGCCCCAAUCCCAAGUGUGGGGGUGUAUAUUUCGAUUGCUGUGUGCGGCAGAUCAAAUUUGUGGAUUUCUGUGGGAAGUACCGCCUACCUCUCAUGCACUACCUGUGCUCCCCAGAGUGCUCCUCCCCCUGUAGCUCCACCUCCCAGAGUGAGUCUGACUCCGAGGAUGAGGCUAAUGCCGCCGCACGCAGAAUGCAGAAGGUGCUUCUGGGAUAAGUUCUGGGGACUGGACCGUUCUGUUUCUCUCUCUGAAUCAGGGGCCCUGACUGUGCAGGGGACACAAGGGAUUUGGCCUUUCCAGUCUCCCAUUGGCUCAUAUAUUCACCCUGAUUGUGUGACCCAAUGAGAUUCCUGCAGACUCCAGAUCUGGAACAGUUUGUGUGAUCCUAUUGGUGCUGAGUGGCUCCUCCUACAAGGAGUCCGUUGUUAUAAAGUCAGACGCACGGACAUCAUACGAUCCCCCCAGAAUCAGGGAGGGGGCAAGUCUCCUGUGUGACUUAUAUUAUGUCCAUAGUGUGAAUACACUGCCUGGGGUCUCCCCCCACAUGUGCCGGGACUGGAACGAUAGGGUUGCUGGGAGUUGCAUAUAGAGGGUUACAGGUUGCCCACCCUUGAUUUGGAGCAGCAAGACGGUGCCCCCAAGUACUGAUGAUUGACUGGCGCCAGAGCUCUGGAGAUUUUAUUGGGGGCACUUUGUGACUUUUCUCUCUGAUAAACUAAAGCCAAAUACCAACACCCAGUCUGGCACCAAUGUCCCCCCUCCCUCAGGCUCUGACUUAAUAUUGGCACUAAUUAUGUCAUUAAUUCACCUGCCAUUAAUGACCUCUCCAGGAUCUCCGCCCGGGUCCAUAACGACCCUCAAAGACACCCGCUAGAGAUGCCCUUGUGCCAGCGAUUGGUGCCUUACAAUCUUUGUCCUUUCAUAAAAUCAAUAAAUCCGAUUGCAAAUC